CACCGAUCCAAGAACGACAAAUCCAAGAAGGAAAGGAAGAAAUGAGUCUCAAGAUCAGUUUCGUCCUUCUGUUGCUGGGUCUGGCCCUGUCCCAGGCAGUCCCCACGGCGAAGAUUGAAAAAUCGUUGGAGAAGGAGGAUCUGAAGAUCGAGGAGGGCGGGGAGGAUCAGGACAGGUCGAAGAAGUCGAUAGUCUGCCUGGACUCGGCGAGCCUGCUUCCUCAACAGCAGACCUACAGCAUUCAGGCGGCCCCCCAACCCCCCGUACAAACGUUCAACAUCCAGCCAGUACCGCAACGCAUUCAAACGUUGAACAUCCAAGCUGUUCCACAACCCGUCCAGACCCUCAACAUCCAGCCUGUUCCCUCCCCGAUCCAGACGUUGAGCGUGAUCCAGCCGCCGAUCCAACCCCAGGCCUCUUUGAAGGUGGUCCAACCCCCUCAGCCCCCUUGCCCCCCCGCCCAAACGAACGUGAACAUCAUCCAGCCACCGAAGGAGGAGAAAACUGCGAAGCCAAUUGUCGAGACGGUGGUCGAGAAGGAGAAGAUCGUGAAGCCUGAGCCCAAGCCGGAAAAAAUGAUCGUGACGAAGGUGGAGAAGGAGGUGGUGCCUGUGAUGCCAGUAUUCGAGGAGCACAUGGUCGUGGUCCCGCAGAAGCCUGUCGUGAUGGUGGCCGAGCAGGAACCGAUGGCCACCUUCGUCAAGGUGCCUCAUUGCCAUCACUGUCAACAGUCCGUGAUGCAGUGCAGCUGCAAGCAACAAGGCGUGCCCAGUCUGGGCUCCACGGUGAUGGUCGAGCCGUCCAUACGCGUGAUGGGCAUGAAGGAACGAUCCAUGGGCAGGCACAUGAUGACGCCAUCGCACCAUCAUUAUCGUGGCCUCGAGCGUCUCUGAUGUGGAAGGAUCCAGAGAGAUGGGAGGAUAUCGAAGCUGGACUUAGUUAAUAGUAAAUGUAAUCGAAAAUAUAUAAAUGUGAAAAAUAUGAAUAAAAUUCGAUGAAAAUAUA
Apis cerana (Asiatic honeybee) is the source of this 1005-nucleotide messenger RNA. Its product is annotated as cell division protein ZipA. The record is from RefSeq and is a predicted model, not a curated record. NCBI's taxonomy places the organism in Eukaryota, Metazoa, Arthropoda, Insecta, Hymenoptera, Apidae.